AUGGCUACAACUCGUGAUGCACCCAGGGCCGAUUUUAACCCGGAGCCGGCAUUCCAAUAUACCCUACCGCCCAACAAAGACUGGAAAGUCGGGCAGCCAUUUAAUGAGGACGGGCCCAGUGCUCUCGCUGCAGAAUGGGCCAAAGGCUAUGAAGGAGGAUGGCAGACGUUUGAGACCGGCAACGAGAAACCUGCAGAUAUCUAUCGCCUUAUGAUCUCAGGAAUUAUUCCCAGGCCGAUUGCCUUCGUGUCUUCUUUGAGCGCCAGCGGAACCCCCAACCUAGCUCCAUUCAGCUAUUUCUCGAUGGUUUGCCAUAAUCCUCCUUUGGUUUCGGUGUCUUUUACCCAUGGCCCAACUCGCCACAAAGAUUCUUCCAUUAACAUCCGCGAAACGAAGCAGUUUACUGUCAAUAUCAUUAGCGAGCCCUGGGUUGAAGGUGCCAACUGGUGCAGUACAGAUGCCCCCUAUGAAACUGAAGAAUGGGUGGGGUCGGGCUUGACCAAGGCUGAGAGUACUUUCGUGAAACCUGCGAGAGUCAAAGAGAGUGCCUUUUCCAUGGAGUGCGAAUUGUUUUCACUCCAGGACAUUUCUCCUCCUGGCUCGAAUACCGUAACUGGAACUCUGGUGCUAGGUCACGUAAAAGCUAUUCAUGUCCGAAAGGACGUAUGGGUCAACGAUGGGAAGGGUAUUGGAAUGGUUGAUCCUGUCAAGCUAAGAGCUAUAUCUCGCAUGGGAGGUACGACUUAUGGACGAGUUGGAGAAGGAUUCGAAAUCCCGCGCCUGUCUGGAAUGAUAUCAAGGAAGACGUUGCAAAAAUCCCGAAGAAAGAGUAGGCAUGCGUCUGUGGGUUCUCCUACCUGA
This is a messenger RNA of Rhizoctonia solani, 861 nucleotides long. RefSeq names its product flavin reductase-like domain protein. Lineage: Eukaryota; Fungi; Basidiomycota; Agaricomycetes; Cantharellales; Ceratobasidiaceae. The record is from RefSeq and is a predicted model, not a curated record. Bases 1 to 861 code for a protein of 286 amino acids. The transcript is spliced from 5 exons. Gene Ontology annotation, molecular function: FMN binding.